AUAACAAGUUAGCCUAUCUUUUGAGACAAUAUUGCCCUGUCCCACCGUUUUUAGUUUAUCAUUCUGAGAACGAAGCUAUUCCGUGAUUCAGAGCUUUGUUCAUUCAGUAUUAAUAAUUUCAUCGUUUUUAUAAUCUUUUGUAAAAAGCAAUUAGUGAAAUUUUAUAAUUAAAUUAGAUAAAAUAGAACUAUGAACAAACCUUUUAUUAUAACCGCUGGUUUUGAAAAAGAUUGUGCAACAUUAAUCGAACGUUUUAAUAAAGCAAGCGAUAUAAGAUUUAAAAGUUUUUGUGAUAUUUGGAAAGAUUCCAAAUUUAGUUUAAUAUUUAAAGGAAAAGAACGUAUGGUUGAAUUAAUAGAGUUUUGUGAGGAGACAUUACAUUUAGUUAAAAAAUAUUUGUUUUUUGGUACAUUCAAAGAUCGCAUUUGUGGAUUAUACCUCUUAUAUGGAAUAUAUUUUAAAAUGCCAUGUUGUCAAUUUAAAAUUAGGAUUACACAAAGAGAAUGGCAAAUGAUCUUGGAAUUGCACAAUGAAAUUAGGGAGGGAGAACAUCAUGAUGCCAAUUACAUAUUAAGCAAACUUAUUGUCAAUAAUGCUUUUAUACAUUGUCUUUUUGAACAAGAGAUUAGUUUUGAAAAAAGCCUUAGAAAGAAAUAUUGUUAUCACAAUAAUUAUUCAGUUUCAUCGGCUAUUACAGAUGUUGUUGAAAAAGAUCUGAUAUUUGAAAAAAUAAAUAAACUUAGCAAAGCUUAUCAACAGAAGAAAUCCGAAGCAAUUUGCGAUAAUAAAAAUAGUUCAAGUUUAAAUUUAUUUAAUUCUAAGGUUGCUUCUGAAAUUGUAGAUGAAAUUUAUAAUUUAACUAGAAAUAAACAAUAUGAUAAAGAAAUGGAUCAAAGUGAAGCUUAAAAAAGAUAUAACUGAAUAUAAAGAUCUUUGCAAAGUGACCUACUUAAUUAACCUAGACUUUCAACUGGUCAUUGUCGUCAAAUCCAGCACUGUGUCCUGCAUUGCGUACAAUAAAACUUGUUCCAUCAUAAUGCAUGCGCCGUUCUCCUCGACGUACAAAUAAAUGAGAUGUUUGGCCCAAUGAUGCUGUGCAAUGUAAAAAAGGUGUUGUCAGGGACGCUGUUCCAUUGCUAGGCGACGUUCGUAGUUGAUAUUUAUUGCUGUUACGUGCAAUCCUGUUAAAUAUUAUAAUAAAUUUAUUACUGAGUUUUCAACACCUUCAUCCGUCAUCCAAUAUUGAGUAGCUCCAAGUGCUGUUACUGCUUCUUGCAAGCAUGACGAUCCGUGUCGCGAGCCAGAGUAAAAAACACUUAAGGAAAAGUCCUAAAAUGGUGUCGAAAUGAAGUGUAAUCGGAUGUAAUUACAAUCUUUACUUGUUUACAAGAUCGUUAAUCUAUUAUACUUGACUCAUAUCUGAAAACGAGUCAGUAGUAGUUCUGGUUCCUGCUGCAUCCACUAAAUAUACAAGAGCACAUUGUUCACAGAUAUAACUAACUUAUUAUUUCCAUGGGUAUCGUGAGCUAGAAUUUCAACGCGCGAUCCAUAUUGAUAUAUUCUUCCAUUUGGAUGUAAUAAUGCAGCAGCAGCUCCAGAACAGCUUAACGAAAGUACAAUAUUAUUCUGCACUGACAAAAAAAUAUAUUUAAGUAUUCUAUGAAUACUCUUUUCCAUUAUCACCAUAAUAUCAUUAUGAUACAGUGUUAAUGUAAGGAUAAUUAUAGAAUUACGAAAUAUAUACAUGCAGGAGAAU
This is a messenger RNA of Polistes canadensis, 1756 nucleotides long. RefSeq names its product snRNA-activating protein complex subunit 1-like (gene Pbp45). Gene Ontology annotation, biological process: snRNA transcription by RNA polymerase III; snRNA transcription by RNA polymerase II. The record is from RefSeq and is a predicted model, not a curated record. Gene Ontology annotation, molecular function: sequence-specific DNA binding. Gene Ontology annotation, cellular component: snRNA-activating protein complex. Bases 190 to 906 code for a protein of 238 amino acids. Lineage: Eukaryota; Metazoa; Arthropoda; Insecta; Hymenoptera; Vespidae. The transcript is spliced from 6 exons.